GACUCCUCAGCCUUUCGGAGGGCGGUCACAGAGUAAGUGCCCUUGGAGUUGUGGUUUCCUCGGUUGUGCGGGGGCUCUGGGCGGGGCUUGCGGACCCUCCUCUUCUUGGCGGGGGUCGGGCGUGCGGUCCCGGUCCCCGUAAUGUACGGAGGCAGAGGGAGAGGGCUCCGGCCCCCUCGGCGUCAUGUCUUCGGUGCCGACGGUUUCCCGUCCGCCGGUUCUAUCCUCAAGCGCCGGGACACGCGUCUCCUUCAGGAAGAAGGGCAGAACGAAGUUCAGCGGGCCCCUCCCCCGGGUGCUCAUGCCUCCUUUUGUUUCAGGUCUGUGAAGCCGCCCCGGGAGCCGGAGCUGUCGUAUCCCCUCCUGUUCCACUUCCCUUUGCGACCAAUAAAGGCGGUUCGUACCGUUGUAGGUGUAUGUGUCCGCGUGCUUUGUUCCGAGGCUGCCAGAGACGCUGUAGGCGUUAUUCUAGAAAGCGGGUUUUGCAAAUCUUCUCUCGAAUCUCAGGCCUCAGCUGGGAGUGCGGGCGACAUUUCGCAGAACAGGUUCUCUGGCCGACCUUGCCGGCAUCUCCGGAUGGCUGUGCUGCGCCGAACCCUCCGCCUGGCGACCCUGGCUGCGGGGACGCGCCGCGCCUUGGCGGGCUCCCUCGCCAGUAGCUGCCUGGCGGACCGCUGCCUCUGGGAUAAGCUACACGCUCAACCCCGGCUCGACAGAGUCCCCACCUUCGACUGGUUCUUUGGGUAUGAGGAAGCCCAGGGACUCCUACUGCCGCUGCUGCAGGGGGCCCAGGAUGCUUGUCCACUGCGAGUGUUAGACGUGGGCUGUGGGACUUCGAGCCUGUGUACAGGCCUCUACACCAAGUGCCCAUACGCUGUGGACGUGCUGGGGGUGGACUUCUCUCCUGUGGCUGUGGCUCACAUGAACAGUGUCCUGGAAGGUGGCCAAGGCCAAACAGCCCUGUGCCCUGCGAAUCCUGCCUCUCGCCUCCACUUCAUGCAGGCUGAUGCACAGAACCUGGAGCCAGUGGCUUCCUCAGGCUCCUUUCAGCUAGUGCUGGACAAGGGCACCUGGGAUGCUGUUGCCCGCGGUGGUCUCCCUGGGGCUUACCAGCUACUGUCAGAAUGCCUGAGGGUCUUAAGCCCCCAGGGGACCCUGAUUCAGUUUUCAGAUGAGGACCCUGAUGUACGACUUCCCUGCCUGGAGCAAGGAUCCCAAGGCUGGAUGGUGACUGUGCAGGAGAUAGGCCCUUUCAGGGGCAUCACCUACUUUGCUUACUUGGUUCAAGGCUCUCAUUAAAGACUUGUAGUUUUGCCCUGGCAAGUUUGGCUCGGCGGUUGAAGCCUCGGCCUGCGGACUCUGGUUUGGUUCCCGCUAGGGGCAGGUACCAAAAAAAAAAAAGACUUGUAGUCUUGACCCUAGAGUUUCUGUUGAGUGAGGAGAGGUGGAGAGAGUCUUGGCUUCCACGUUUACUUAGCUUGAUGCACACAGUAUUUACCGUGUCUUGGUGCCCGUUUACUCACCAGCUAGGUAGGAAUAAUAAUACCUGAAGUUAUGCGGAUUAUAUACAGUGAUAGCUGAGACGUUUAGCAGGAUCAGGCCCAAUAUUAAAUGCUGAAUAGAGAAGAUACAAGUGGAUAAUUCCCCACCCCCAACUAACUGGAACUUAUAAAAGCAGUAGAUAAGAAUUCUUAAUCCAAAUCUCAGCAAUGACUGAUGUGUAUGACCCAGUGACCUAAUCUCUAAACUCACUUUUCAGAUCUGAAAAGGGGAGGAUCAUGAAAGGAUGGGUAGAAGGGCUUCCAUACACCUAGGUGAAAUGUUACGGGGAGAGAGAACAAACAAUACUUACCCUCAACGCUCCUGGGAGGCAAGAGAUGGUAUUCCACAAAAUGGCUUUGGCAAACACGGAAGCUUGUUGGAUCCCAGAGAGGACAGGGAUUGAGUGCUUCCUGACACUCUGUGUUCUCAGGAAUCCAGGAGGCAUCUUGCUGUACCUGUUCCUGCCCCCAGCUGAGUUCUGGGUUAAAGGUUCUUAAGGGAGAUCUGGGUUCCAUGGGGCUCCAUGUCCAGCCUGGGUUGGGGGAGGGGAGUUAAAGAGCCCAUUAACAGAAAGAAAUAUUCCUGAUACAUUGAAUAUUUUUAAAAUAAAAUGAA
Molossus molossus (Pallas's mastiff bat) is the source of this 2157-nucleotide messenger RNA. RefSeq names its product citrate synthase lysine methyltransferase (gene CSKMT). The coding region runs from base 142 to 1299 and encodes 385 amino acids. NCBI's taxonomy places the organism in Eukaryota, Metazoa, Chordata, Mammalia, Chiroptera, Molossidae. The record is from RefSeq and is a predicted model, not a curated record. The transcript is spliced from 2 exons.